This is a messenger RNA of Uncinocarpus reesii 1704, 756 nucleotides long. RefSeq lists its product as uncharacterized. Gene Ontology annotation, molecular function: protoporphyrin ferrochelatase activity; precorrin-2 dehydrogenase activity. The record is from RefSeq and is a predicted model, not a curated record. The coding region runs from base 1 to 756 and encodes 251 amino acids. Gene Ontology annotation, biological process: siroheme biosynthetic process. NCBI's taxonomy places the organism in Eukaryota, Fungi, Ascomycota, Eurotiomycetes, Onygenales, Onygenaceae. The transcript is spliced from 3 exons.
AUGUCGCAGAGCUUUCCUCCCAUCCAGCCCGGCGGCUCUCUUAUGGUCGCAUGGCAAGUCAGGGAUAAACACGUCCUGGUUGUUGGCGGUGGCGAGGUUGCAGCAGGCAGAAUCCUGCAUGCCUUGAACGCCGACGCCAAAGUCACAGUGGUAUGCCCGUCCGCCUGCCUGAACCCAGAAGUCAAGUACCGCAUCUCAGAGAACCACGUGGCCUAUAUUGACCGGAAAUUUGAACCCGUCGAUCUCGACGACGAUGUGGCAAUGGUGUUUGUGGCGAUUGACGACCCGGAGGCCUCGUCGCAGAUAUGGAAGCUAUGUAGGGAGCGCCGGAUUCCCGCAAACAUUGCCGACGUGCCUUCGGAAUGUGAUUUUUAUUUCGGCAGUGUGCACCGUGAUGGGCCGCUGCAGGUGAUGGUGAGCACCAAUGGGAAUGGCCCAAAGCUAGCGAGUAUCGUCAGGAAGGAGAUUGCAGCGGCAUUACCGGCGAAUACUGGUGCAGCGAUCCAGAAUGUUGGUAUUCUAAGAAGGAAGUUGAGGGAAACCGCACCAGGCCCAAAGGAUGGGCCAAAGAGGAUGAAGUGGAUUUCUCGGUUAUGCGAAUCUUGGAGUUCGGAAGAACUCGUUGAGAUGGACGAGAAGGAUAUGGAAACUUUGCUUGGAUUCUAUACCCAAGAUAUAAUUCCCGCUUUUGAACAGGUCCAACUCAAAGAAGGUAAUAUUGCGCCUUUUGAUGGAAGUAUGGGCUGGAGCUGUUGA